Lasiodiplodia theobromae is the source of this 489-nucleotide messenger RNA. Its product is annotated as Autophagy-like protein 11. The record is from RefSeq and is a predicted model, not a curated record. NCBI's taxonomy places the organism in Eukaryota, Fungi, Ascomycota, Dothideomycetes, Botryosphaeriales, Botryosphaeriaceae. The transcript has a single exon. The coding region runs from base 1 to 489 and encodes 162 amino acids.
AUGGAGCAAGUCGAGCAAACCGAUGCCAAGCAACAGGAUCACGGUCACACGGACCUUCCCGAAUCCAUUGCUUCAACGGAGACCAGCUUCGGCCCGUUUGUCAUACCCGAGGGCCAACAAGGGUCCGAAAAAGGAAGCUCCACCGGCACAUCCUUUUCUCUGGGAUAUAACACCCCCUUCCUUCCACCAGGUGCUAUCGAAUCCGCCUUGUACAUGCUGAAUCUUGAGAUUCAGGCCCACGCGCACACGGAGGAGACUCUGCGACAGGUUAUGAUGAAAGCAUCAAGCUUAGAACGGCACUAUGUGCAUCAGUCUAUUGCGCUUUCGGCAUGGCAAGCGUCAUACCAGGAAUGCUGCGCCAACGCCCAGCGCCAGGCUGAAGAGAUCGAAGAGCUCAAGGGCAAAAUUGAGCGGCUGAAGAAUGAAUAUCAGCAACCGCAUGAAGAGGCGUUCUCAUGGCGUGAACCCCCUCGCCCUGCCUCGGCGUAA